CUUCCCCCCCCCCGUGGGUGCGCGCGCGCGGCGGCGGCGCGGGAGGAUGCGGGGCUGCAGCUAAAGCGGUGACGCAGGCAACAGUGAGGAUGGAGGCACCCCUGGUGAGCCUGGAGGAGGAGUUUGAGGAGGGCCCCAUCGGGGGCAGCGGCAGUGGGCCCCCACGGGGCCCCACAGACCCAGCGCUGGCCGAGCUCGAGAGCUUCUCAGCCGAGAUGAUGAGCUUCAAGUCAAUGGAGGACCUGGUGCAGGAGUUCGAUGAGAAGCUCACGGUCUGCUUCCGCAACUACGAUGCUGCCACCGAGGCUCUGGCGCCUGUGCGGGGCCGCCUGCAGGCCCAGGAGGAGGAGGAGCGCCUCCAGGAUGAGGAGGUCUGGGACGCCCUCACUGACAGCUUUGCCCCCCCCGGCUCCCCCCGGCGCUGGCUGCUCCCCGACACCGAGGCCCCCGAUGAUGCCGACACCCAGCUCUGCGGGAAGGAAGAGGAGGAGGAGGAUGACGAGGAGGAAGAGCUCACUGAGAGGAGCGAGCAGGAUUCUGGCAUCAACGAGGAGCCACUGCUGACAGCAGAGCAGGUCAUUGAGGAGCUAGAGGAGCUGAUGCAGAGCUCGCCUGAUCCCGAGGCUGACCCCGAGGCUGAAGACGAGGAGGAGGAGGAGGCUGAGGCCGAGCUGGCGGGCGAGAAUGGGGGCACGGAGCCCAUCCUGCUGCGUGAGCUGCGCGCCUUCUCCCCCGCCUCCAACAACAACUGCUCCCACGAAGGCCUGGGGCAGCUGUCGGCAGCGGAGCUGGCGGCGGCGGCGGGGCGGGCAGAGGCGGCGAGCCGGGCGCUCUCGGCGGAGCUGGUGGCGCAGCUGGCGCGCCGCGACGAGCUGGCCUUCGAGAAGGAGGUGAAGACGGCGUUCAUCGGGGCGCUGCUGGCCGUGCAGGGCGAGCAGCGGGAGCAGCGCGAGGCCGCCCGGCGCCGCCGCCGCGACAAGGGGCUCAGCCUCCAGGGCGGGCGCCCCGAGCGUGGUCCCCACAUGCCCCGCAAGCGCUUCAGCAUGGAGGGCAUCUCCAGCAUCCUGCAGACAGGCAUCCGGCACACCUUCGGCUCCAGCACCGCCGACAAGCAGUACCUGAACACGGUGAUCCCCUAUGAGAAGAAGGGCUCGCCGCCCUCCGUCGAGGACCUGCAGAUGCUCACAAACAUCCUCUUUGCCAUGAAGGAGGGGAACGAGAAGGUGCCCACCCUGCUGACGGACUACAUCCUCAAAGUGCUCUGCCCGACCUGACACGUCGCUGCCGCCGCCAGAACCGAGGCCAAACCCGAGGAAAAUGGGCCAUCGCCGACCCCUCUCCCCUCGCCCCCUCCCCUCUCACACUGCCAGGAAGUAAAUAAAUUAAGUCGUUUAAUUAAUUAA
Molecule: messenger RNA, 1403 nt
Organism: Rhea pennata
Lineage: Eukaryota; Metazoa; Chordata; Aves; Rheiformes; Rheidae
Gene: FEZ1
Product: fasciculation and elongation protein zeta 1
Exons: 10
Coding region: 90-1274 (394 amino acids)
Cellular component (GO): cytoplasm; axon
Source: RefSeq, a predicted model, not a curated record